This is a messenger RNA of Colletotrichum orchidophilum, 480 nucleotides long. Its product is annotated as ribose 5-phosphate isomerase. The record is from RefSeq and is a predicted model, not a curated record. Gene Ontology annotation, biological process: carbohydrate metabolic process. Gene Ontology annotation, molecular function: isomerase activity. Gene Ontology annotation, cellular component: intracellular anatomical structure. NCBI's taxonomy places the organism in Eukaryota, Fungi, Ascomycota, Sordariomycetes, Glomerellales, Glomerellaceae. The transcript has 2 exons. The coding region runs from base 1 to 480 and encodes 159 amino acids.
AUGGGCAGCAACCCCGUUUCAAAAUACCGCAUUGUGGUCGGAUGCGACGAGGCCGGCAUCAAGUACAAGGACACAAUCAAAGCAGACUUUGAAAAAGACGCCCGCGUCGAGUUCGUCGAGGAUGUCGGAAGCCAUGACGGCGCAGACAAGACGGCAUACCCUCACAGAGCGGCGGCCGCCGCUCAAAUGGUAGCCGACGGCAAGGCCGACCGCGCGUUGCUCAUCUGCGGCACGGGACUCGGCAUGGCCAUCGCCGCCAACAAGAUCAAGGGCAUCCGCGCCGUGACGGCGCACGACAGCUUUAGUGUCGAGCGCUCGAUCCUGAGCAAUGAUGCGCAGGUGUUGUGUAUGGGCGAGAGGGUUAUCGGGCUGGAGCUUGCGAGGCGGCUCGCGAAGGACUGGCUUGGGUACACGUUUGAUCCCACGAGCAAUAGUGCGGAAAAGGUUCAUGUGAUUAAGAGCCUGGAGGCCACUGCAUGA